AUGGGUCUCAAUCAAAUUCCAAGUCCUCAGCGGGAUCCUUAUCCUUACCCAAAGUUGGAGGGUGACGAGCAGUUCCACGCGCCGCAGCCUGGCAGAAAGACUGACUAUCGAAAAACUGAUGUUGGAACUCGUCUUUUCGACACACCAACGCUAUCCAGCGCCCGUCGCGAGAUCUACCACUUCAACCGCGACGCGCCAAUCGAUUGUCUCGACUUUGAAUUGAAAUCCGUAUACGACCACCACAACGAUUUCCUCAAGAAUCAGCCUUACGUGCUCAGACAAAAAGUGACCAGCGGCAAUCCCGAUGGUGUCAUCCUCAAGAAUAGAGUACAGACAAACGUUGACGAUGAAGAAGAUCAUAAGAUUAAUGAUCAUGAGAAUAAGCUUUUACGGAUUGUCACCGGAUCAGUUGAUACCAAAAACUCACCUCAUCCAGGAGCGAUCCAUUCACAUCACAACGCCACGACCAACCGAGGAUACUCCCGAAAGCACAACGGUGAGUUCUUGAUGUAUUUAUCGGUCAGACUGAGUAGGGGUGGAAGAUCUCCGUUUUUGCAAAAGAAGCUUUAUGAGAUUACGCGAGCGACGCAUAUUUUAAAGAACGGGCAGCCUUGGGAGGAAGUGAAGGGAUAUAAAAGCGGUGUCCCGCAGAUUUCGUUCACGAAUAUUGAGGAUGAGAAUACAAAAGCUCGAGAAAAUCUACAGCAAUUCGAGCUUGAAUGCUUUGGGAGGCUUUAA
This is a messenger RNA of Oikopleura dioica, 738 nucleotides long. The record is from the annotation of a GenBank genome assembly. Lineage: Eukaryota; Metazoa; Chordata; Appendicularia; Copelata; Oikopleuridae.